AUGACUGGGCCAACUAAACCCAUCAGAAGACGCCGACGCCCGGCGCUUUCCUGCGUAGAGUGUCGGCGGCGCAAGGUCAAAUGCGAUCGAAACAGCCCUUGUGGGCAAUGCAGGGCGCAUAAGUCGACCGUUUGUACAUAUGCGGUGGCCCGCGCCACGGGCUUAGAGAGACAAGAAUCACAACGGGCCCAGGGACCGGUGCUGGCAGAACCGGCCGACCAAGGCGCAAGCGCACCACAACAGCCUGCCUCCAGUCCGCCCAAUCUAACAACUGGCGAGAGCACUGGACCAGGGACAUCUACUGUGCUAGAGGGGCCUGUGCGAUGCACCCCUCCGGAUCUGGACAGCACCCACACUAUUCCGCAAAAUUUGAGCGUCAGCUCAUCCACACUCCAAGCUCCUCCUGGCCCAUUCCACGGCAUCGUGUCCAAGACAAGGGUCUUUGGCCAUGGCCAUUGGAUGAGCUCCGUACCUCUGGUCGGCAGCCUACCGUUCAGCAAAGACAUGCCUGCUGAGCGCUCUGCCGAACAGAUCUCAGAGGCAAUUGCCGAAUGCAAACAAUUGGCUCGUGCUAUUAAGAAGCAAUUGCCCAGUCGCAGUCCACUUCCUACCAGUAUCCAACAACUUCUUCCCAGCUGCCUGGUACUCGACGUGCUAGUGCAACUGUAUUUCGACACUUUUGAAACAUGCUACCGGAUUCUCCACACUACAUUGUUCGGAGCGGAGUAUGAGAGAUAUUUGAGUAACCCACAAACAGCAACUACCCCGUUCAAGGUAAAGCUUCUCCUGGUCAUGGCUAUCGCAGCACCGUUGCACGGUGAUGCCCAAGCAUAUAACGAUCUAGCUGCCAAAGCCAGAACAUCAAUUCAUGUCGCUCAGGGAUGGCUCUCUGCGCCUUUUGAGAAGGAUCGCUUGACACUAGAUGGCAUUCAGAUUCAUUGCUUGCUUCUACUUGCUCGUCAGGUCAACCGGGUAGGAGCAGAUCUGGCCUGGGUUUCCGCCGGUUCAUUAAUCCGGAUGGCCAUGCAGAUGGGCUUCCAUCAGGAUCCCAGCAACCUAGGCGAGACGAGUGUUCUUCAAAGGGAGCUACGAAGACGACUGUGGUAUACAAUCUUGGAGCUGAAUGUCCAGGCUGCGUUGGAUUCUGGAAUGGCUCCUAUGAUUACUGCUGCGGAGUAUAAUACCCAGCCGCCAUCCAACCUAGACGAUGACGAUUUGCUCGAGACAUAUGGAGAGACCCCUCCGGCCAAAGCAAGUUCGAUACCGACCCAAACUUCAGUCCUGCGUCUGCUGGCCGAUUCUCUACCUUUGAGACUGGAAGCUACGAGAGUUAUCAACAACUUGCAGGACAAAGCCUCCUAUGACCAAGUUCUUCGUCUUGGGAAUGAGCUGGCAUCAGUUUGCCGUAGUGCAAGAACCUUCGUGGAUCAGCUCAUGUCAACUGAGCAUGAUAUGUCGACUCAUGAAGCACGUCAGUUCAGAUAUAAUUUCUGCGAGCAUUGUCUCUCUCGCUUCCUCCUAGGUCUUCACUAUCCUUACGCAAUCCAGAGCAAACGCAGUCCUUUAUACAUCUACUCCCAGAAAGUGUCUCUCGAAUCUGCGCUUGACUUGGUUUCGCUCCUCGGGGACAAACUGUACCGUCGCUUGCUACUCUCCGGGGGUGGCAUGUAUCGAGAUAUUGUCACUCGGGGUGCCGUGGUGAUAUUCGUAGAACUGAUUACACAACUGGAAGCAAACAACUCUAUAUUUUCAAAGCAGCGAAACCGUGCUCGCAGAGAGCCAUUGCUGGAAGACGCGCGCAAGGUGGUCCAAUAUACACACGACCGACUGUGGUAUGGUGAAACAAAUGUGAGAGGCUACCUUUUUGCCCGUAUGGCAAUGGCCCAAGUAGAAGCAUUACUUGAUGGACUGCCUGUCAAUGAAGCCGUAAUCAACGCGGCCAGCCAGAGCUUGGCAGUAUGCCGCCAUAUUUUGGAAUCCAUGGCAGCCAGUUCCCUCGCAACCAGUGCCAGUCCUCCGGAUAUUGCAUCCUGGACAUACGGGGAUAUGCUGGCUAUGCCCACUGUGGCUGACACCGACUUUGACUUUUUGAGCAGCGAGAACAUCAAUUUCGAUCUUUCGGAUCCCGGUUUUGUUCAGCAAUGGACAGACCAGUGUUGGCCUCAGCAUUUGUUUAACCCAGAAGAGGAACCGAGACAAGAGCCAUCACUCGGCGGAGUGAAUCUUGGCGUAACGGCAGAAGAGUGA
Molecule: messenger RNA, 2247 nt
Organism: Aspergillus fischeri NRRL 181
Lineage: Eukaryota; Fungi; Ascomycota; Eurotiomycetes; Eurotiales; Aspergillaceae
Product: putative C6 transcription factor
Exons: 2
Coding region: 1-2247 (748 amino acids)
Biological process (GO): DNA-templated transcription; regulation of transcription by RNA polymerase II
Cellular component (GO): nucleus
Molecular function (GO): DNA-binding transcription activator activity, RNA polymerase II-specific; zinc ion binding; RNA polymerase II cis-regulatory region sequence-specific DNA binding
Source: RefSeq, a predicted model, not a curated record